Molecule: messenger RNA, 1570 nt
Organism: Salvelinus fontinalis (brook trout)
Lineage: Eukaryota; Metazoa; Chordata; Actinopteri; Salmoniformes; Salmonidae
Exons: 7
Coding region: 1-1095 (364 amino acids)
Source: RefSeq, a predicted model, not a curated record
AUGAAUUUACCUCAGCACUUUCUGAGGAGGGCCUUGGAGGCAGGAGCUCUGCAGGGGCAAAUCCUCCUCUUCGCUCUGCCCCAGUGGGGCAGGAGCAGGGACCGGGGCCAUGACCGGGGUAGGAACCGGGGCUUGGGCCCUCCUGUGAGGACUAAGAAGUGGGAGGAAGUGGAGGCAGAGGCUCGAGCCCGCGUCGUCUCCGAGGGAGGUGACCCCGGUGCAGAGAUGGUCGUCCUGAGCCGGUGCACGGUUCAGUUCGGCAAGUACCGGGGUCAGACCUUCAAGUGGAUGAUGGAGAACGACGUGGGCUACAUGGUGAGAGAGAGAGAAAAGAACGAAAAGAGAGUCUGUCGUUCAUGUCCCGCCUCCCCCAAAAUCCACGUGAAGUUCUUUGCAGUUAGUUCUCCAUCAUUCCGAGUACUUGUGAGAAAGAUAGUUGUAAAGGUAACGUUAGCUAUAUUUCAUCGCGGAUUUCGGAACACAGUUGUGUAUUUCGGUGAAUUAAGGAAGAAUGGAUUAUGUUCACACCCCUGCUUUCCGCUUGGAGCCCUCUGGUGCCCUCACCCUGAGGUAUCUGAAGAGGCUGCCAGGGUUGCCAGGACCAUCCAGGAGGAAGAGUGUACAGGUGUAGUCCGGGUGCUGAAGCCACGACAAGUGAAGGCAAAGGCAAAGGCUUGUGUGGUAGCCAGAGGGGGUGACCCGGAUGAUAGCCGACUGGUGGACAGUGAGAGUGCCAUCCAGUUCGGCAAAUACCGGGGUCAAACCUUCAAGUGGCUGCUAAGCCACGAUGUCGGCUAUGCCGUCAUGGUCUUGGCUUCUCACCAGCAAGAGAGGGAGAUGGGGGACACAAACACGUCUUCUGAAAUGGCCAACAUGGACCGGUUUGACUGGUAUACCAACCUGUUUCCUGAGGUCCAGAAGGCAGUGGAGGAACGCAGGGUACGGGACGGGACCUUGCCCCCCCGACCUGACCAGGAGGACACAGCAACAACUUUAGCGCCUCCUAAUCCAUCUGCCGAGCCAUCAGAUCAGGAGUUGCUGUCUAUCUGCGUGGGUUUUGACCAAGCAUUAACAGGAUACACUUUAAAGUGGUAAGGUAAGUGGUCAAAUUGUUAAAACACCUCCUAGCUGGGCUUAGAAAUCACUAGAAUUUCUAAUUUUUGCAUCCAUUUUGCUUGCCAUAGAAAAAUCCUUCCUCAUCUUUUUGUGGAAUGAAUUGUUUACUGUAGCUUGUCUUGUCACCAUUCCAACCUGUAUUUCAGUCUGCAUCACUUUGAUUGGCCUAUUCUUUGCUUGUACAUGUCUACCCACUAUACAUCUGUCGUUUGUAGCUUUUAAAUGUAGAUUGUGUUUAACCUAGAUUCCUAACCUCUACCACUGAUAACACUGAUCAAAACUAAACCAAAGUGCAUUGGCUGUCAACAGGCUGUUAACAUGUUUUGAAGCUGAAGCUCUAUUCUAAUUGAAUUAUUUCACUUAUUUCUCUGAAAUAUUUUGUGAGACUAACUCCUGUGCUCCUGUAGCAGUUCCUACUGCUCCCACCCCCACCGCACCCCCUGCUGUGCUAGCU